GUCCCAAGAUGGCGUCGUGGCUGCCGGAGACUCUGUUCGAAAUUGUAGGACAAGGCCCCGCGCCGAGCAAAGACUAUUACCAGUUAUUGGUCACCCGGUCCCAGGUAAUCUUUAGAUGGUGGAAGAUCUCUCUGAGGAGUGAGUAUAGAUCAACAAAACCUGGAGAAACAAAAGAAACUCAUGAAGACUUCCUAGAGAACUCACAACUUCAGGUUCAAAUUGCCUUAAUAUUUGGUGCAAGAAUAUUAGACUAUGUCUUCAAUUUAUGCGAAGGUAAAUUUGACUUCCUUGAAUGGCUCUCAGACGAUUUGCUCCUGAGUAUCCUUUCUUAUCUGGAUCUUGAAGACAUUGCCAGGCUUUCUCAAACAUCACACAGGUUUGCAAAGUUGUGCACAUCAGACAAACUGUGGGAGCAGAUCGUCCAGUCUGCCUGUGACCACAUCACCCCAGACAUGAGAGCCUUGGCCCAGGAUAUGGGCUGGAGACAGAUGUUCUUCACCAACAAGCUGCAGCUCCAGCGGCACCUCCGCAAGAGGAUACAACGACAAGGAAGCCAGAGGAACAGUGAGCUGUAGGGUCACACAUUCCUACCUGCAGGAGAGUUGAGGCACGGCGGUGUUUUCCGUCUGUGUCCAAACCUCUUCUGCUGCCUUUGAUUAAGAACUAAGGUUUUGUUGAUUCAAGGAGCCAUAGAGUAUUUGCACACAAAUGCAGCACACCGCCUCUGCUGGGCUUUGCCCGAACCAUGGUCCCUGCCACAGGGAGGGUCAGGUCAUGGCCCCAGCACAGCGGCAGCAGGACAGGAGGCGCCCAUGCCCUGCCACCCAUAAGAAAAGAGGCUUCUGCUGUAUGGUAACAAACAAUAAAUGAUUAUUAGCAGGUUUUUAUUACGUAUGUAUUUUAUCUAGGCGUUGGAAAGGGGAGCACGGCUUUUGAAAUUUUUCCUGGUGUCUGUCAUCUGAGUGCAUCCAUGAGUAGGUGGCUGCGUGUCCCCAUAGGGAACCGUGAGGGGACAGGGGCAGCGGGAGACACUCCUGCUGAGUGCAGCUGCCUUCCUGACUCUGCUCCGCUAAGAUGGUAUUCAGGUCCCCCACCCUCGGGACCCGGGAUGCCAGGCUCCAUCCCCCCACGUGGACAGCCUCUGACCCGGCCCUGGGACAUGGCUGGAGAGAAUUCUAGACAUUCUGCUUGCAGACCUCGUGCAGAGUCCAACUUCCCAGGACUUUACGUUGUCAAAUAAACCCAUAAAUGUUUCUAAGAGAGGUGCGGCUUCCCCAAAGAAAUGUGGGCAGUUACAGCUAUUAUAACAGGGAUUUUUUG
Molecule: messenger RNA, 1320 nt
Organism: Balaenoptera musculus (blue whale)
Lineage: Eukaryota; Metazoa; Chordata; Mammalia; Artiodactyla; Balaenopteridae
Gene: FBXO36
Product: F-box protein 36
Exons: 4
Coding region: 9-575 (188 amino acids)
Molecular function (GO): protein binding
Source: RefSeq, a predicted model, not a curated record